UUCUCAGUUCUGACAUCCAUGUUUCAUUGUUGGUAAAAUGUGAAACAAACAGUCCUCAGUAGGAUCGAAUGUUCAUAUCGAAGGAGAUUUACGCAUCUGUUUUCAUCGCCUUGCGAAGGCAAAAUUAAGAAUUACAGAACUAUGAGUGGAGGUAUACCGUAUUUAGGUAGCAAAAUAAGCCUGAUAUCGAAGUCAGAAAUUCGUUAUGAAGGUAUACUGUAUACAAUUGAUACUAAGGAAUCAACUGUAGCUUUGGCAAAAGUCAAAUCAUUUGGAACUGAAGAUAGACCAACAGAGAGACCAGUUGCUCCAAGAGAUGAAGUUUAUGAAUAUAUCAUAUUUCGUGCCAGUGACAUAAAAGAUCUUCAUGUUUGUGAACCGCCCAAACCGCAGCAAACUCUUAAUAGUGGUCUUCCUAAUGAUCCAGCAAUUGUACAACAUUCAGCUCCUGUGCCAUCUGCAUCAAAUUCUUCAUUCGGUCAAUCGGGUAGUUCCUUUGGUCCAAUCGGUGCUUUGCCUUCUUACCAAAGCUAUUCAUCACAGUCCAAUCUCCAACACAUUCCACAGCCUUUUGCAACUCCUAACUCCCAGCAAUCUGAUUCUAGGUCAGAAACUCCCACUCUUACACCACAGCAGAGGAAGAGCCCAUCCUUAGAUGCCAGCAUUCAAGUUUCAAAUGCAGCAAAUCAUCUUCGAAGUGAUGUUUCUGAUCGCUCUGUAGUACAACGACAGCAAGGCAAAGGGCCGUCUCAGCAGCAGGCUCCCGGGUCAUCUAAUCAAACAAGACGGUCCCUGCCUCAGAGCCAUAGGCAACAGCGCUCACCUCAACGUGGAAGGCAUCAAAGAAGAGGUGGUCGUGGCCAAGGAAGAAAUCGGCAGAACUUUUCUGGACGAUCGAAAGAUGUUUUAGACUUUGAAGGUGAAUAUGAUUUUGAACAAGCAAAUGCUGAAUUCCAAGAAUUAGAAGGGAAAUUAGCAAAAGUAAAAAUAAGUGAUCAAGAUGAAAUACCAAAGUCUCCACCCCCAAAUGCUCUCAUUGAUACUGAUGAUAAGAAGGAAGAGAAUUUGUGGAAUGAUGAGAAUGGUGGAGAUAAUGGCACAGAAGAAGAUGAUAGCAAAACGUUUUAUAAUAAAGCAAAAUCUUUUUUUGAUAACAUUAGCUGUGAAGCUGUGGAAAGGAGUAAAGGAAAUGUUCACCGGCUUGAUUGGCGUCAAGAAAGAAAAUUGAAUGUUGAAACAUUUGGUGUAUCUGCAAACAAUAACUGGAUUCGCAGAAAUGCAUGGCGAGGUCGUGGUAAUUACAGGAACAGAGGCUACCUCCCUCGUCGAGGAGGCAGUGGACAUAGAGGUGGACGAGGGAUGAAUUUAGGUGGUGAUAGACAAAAUCUCCUCCCAUCAAAUGUUCCAGUUCAGCAAAAGCGGUGAGAAAUGAAACUACCAAAGUAAUCUUUCUUAAUUUUUAAUGCUGCUGAGCUGGCAGCAUAGUGGUCAGCUGGUGUGCAGUUUGAUACAAUCAAGCACAUGGACGUAAUUUUAUUAAAAAAUAUUUUAUGUAGUUUUGCAAUUUGACGUCCCUUUUGUAACAGCAAAAAGGAUUUCUCUAAAUAGUUUAAUCCUUAAUUUGACAAAAUUAUAUUAUCUUUAUUUCAGUAUUUUAUAGUAUUGUAAAUAGGUGGGCAUUGAUAUGUAAAAUUACUAAUGAUGUUGCUAAAUUAUAUUUUUAAUCUUCUGGGGAAAAUAUGAAAUUUUUAUUCAAAGAUUAAUCUUAUUUUGCUCUUCAAUAAUUGACAUAUUUUUAUGUAGAAAGAAAAAACUGCAUUUUUUAUAGCUACAUGUUAUAACAAUAAUAGUAAUUUACGGAGAAUGUUUUUUUCAGUGAUGUAACUGUUUUAUUGGUAGUUCUUUUUUGUUAUUAAUAAUAUUUGUCACUGACAUUUAUUUAACAGCUGGUGGAAUUUUUCUAAUUUGCAACUUAAAAAAAGAGUUAUAAGUGUUAUGUAAAAACUUUGAAACCAGAGGGUUUUUUUUUUUUUUUUUUUUUAGUCUGAAACUUUUGAUUUAUGAUAUCGAACCAUCUGUUAGCUUGAUGUUUUCUCUAUUCUGUAGAUUUUGUAGUUAUUCACGCACACUUAGCUCAUCUUUUUAAAUAUGAAUAUUGGAACUGUAUUUUUUUAUCUAUAACUGUAGCUUUCUUUGAAUUUUGUGAUAGGUAUGUAAUUGAUGCAUCUCAAAAGUACAGGUUAUCAAGAUGUAAAUGACAGUUUUGAAUUAUAGGCGAUUAAGCCAAAAAUGUGACAUUUUAUUCACUUUCUGAAAUCUUGAUUGCUGUUUAUAUCAAGAUUUUAGAAUUGUUGAACAAUGUGUAAUGAACUACCCCCCCCCAAAGUUUAAUAUCAAUAAAAGCUUGUUUAUUUAAUAUACUUCAACAUAUUUUUUCUGCAUCAGUAUUUGUUGUGAAAUGAUAUAUAAUUUGCUAUUACAGCAAAUCAACAAGGUGUACUGGUACUUAUUUAAAGAGUCGAUAAGUGAUCAUAGUUAAAAUUAACUCCCCUUUUUAGUACUCUUUAUUCUCAUUUAAACUUCAUAUGAAAAAUAAAGUUUUGUUGCGGAGUGUUCUGGUUAAUAUAAAAAAUGUCCACUUCAUUCAUCAAAAUGUAACUGUAAAAUGUAUGCUGUACUUAUAGAAUUAGAAAUUUUACAUGAAAUAUACCUUGCAGUUUUCAAGCUUAUAAUAAUUUUUAACGAAAUAACUUAUUCUAAAUUCAUACAUUUUACAACUUUUUAAAUAAGUAUCCAUUUAUCCUAAAUAUAAUAAAAUACAACUUUUUCUGAGCAAAAAAUAGAGUUGGGCUUCCCAUGUUUGUACAAUAGAUACCAAAUAAAUUUUUUCUUGAUGGAAAAAAAUUGCUUUUAAUUCACAUGUUUUAAAUAACAGUGUGUGUCUUUAAUGAGCGAGUUAUUUAUAGUACAUGAAAAAUUGGAGAGUUCUGACACGGUAAAAUUAGUCUUUCAAAAUUUAAUUUGUGCAUGUGAUUGUCCAAAGUUACAUUCAAAAUAUGUUGGCUUCUGCUUUAAUGCUGUUGCUGUAAACAGAAAAAUCAAGAAUGAAAUAAAAAUUUUCUUUAUUUUAA
Messenger RNA from Stegodyphus dumicola, 3131 nucleotides. RefSeq names its product protein LSM14 homolog A-like. Lineage: Eukaryota; Metazoa; Arthropoda; Arachnida; Araneae; Eresidae. The record is from RefSeq and is a predicted model, not a curated record.